AUGACGGUGCCAACAACGACGUUUGUUGCGGCGCGGUCACCGAGGGACUCGACCAUCCUCAAGAUCCAAGACGACGACGGAAAAGACAUUCUGGCCGACGCACCCACCGAUGUCGUCGAAGGCUGCUCCGUGCCAUUUAUGUUCCUCAUGUGUGCGCCAUGCAUGGCCAUGAACAUGGCGUGGGCUGCGCAGUGGGCAGCCCUGGGUCCGCUGCUUCAAAUUCUGUUGCCGUCGACCGCAGUGCAGCUCGUCCAGCUCGUCGGCCCCGUCACCGGCGUCAUUGUCACGCCGGUCGUCGGCGUCCUCAGUGACAAUUGCACGUCCAAGUACGGUCGCCGCCGUCCGUUCCUCUUUUGGGGCGCCAUCUCGAGCGCGCUCUGCUGGCUCGUCAUGAUGUUUUCAGUUGACAUUGGCGAAGCGCUCGGCGAUGCCAACGCGACCGACAUCGCUGCGAACCCCGAGACCGCGUCUCGCAAGUGGACGACGGUCCUUGUCGUGCUCUGCUACGUCUGGAUGGACAUCACGGUCAACCUCACGCAAGUGCCCAACUCGCUCAUGAUUGCCGAUUUUGCGGGCCAUCGCCAAGUCACCGCUGCGUCGGUCAACGGUGCAUAUGCGACCGCCGGCUCGUUUUUUGUCUCGGGCUACAUUCUUGCGUGCGGCCCGGCCCACCAGUCGAUCAAGCGGUUCCUUUCCGUCCUCAUUGCCAUCAUGCUCACAACGUGCUUGACCGUGUGCGCGUUUGUCAAGGAGAAGCCCGUCGAUCGCGUCGCGCUUGGGUCCGCAACCAAGCGCGAGCAGAUUGCGACCGCGUUUGCCGCUGUCUGGAACGGCAUUCGGCUGCUGCCCAAGCACCUCGCCAUCUACUGCAUCAUUAUAGUCUUCUCGCAGUACGGAUUCACGGCCUACAGCGGCGCGAAAGGGCAGUUUUUCGGUAUUGUCGUCAAGGGCGGUGUCUCGGACGGUGCCGACUCGUGCGGCCAAGCCGACAACCCCGCGUGUACUUCGGAGCAAGCAGCUUUCAACGAAGGUGUCGAGCUCGCGGGCGGCUACACGGACACAAUUUACAGCUGCGUGGGGCUGCUGGCGUUGAUGGCGCUUCCGUUCUUCGUGCGCAAAUUUGGGGUCAAGGCCGUGGUGACGACGGCGCUGAUUCCGCAAGUGCUGUUGUGCGUCUUGGCAUUUUGCAAGGUCGUGAUCGUUGACAUGAUCAUCGUCAUCACGUGCAGCAUUCCCCAAAACGUCAUUUUGUACAUGGUGAUGCCGAUCAUUAUCCACGUGAUUGGCCACAGCACGGACAACAACCUUGGUAUGUUUGCCGGUGCGCUCAACUCGGCGCUCUGCGCGGGCCAGUUUCUCAACUUUAUCUUUUCGUCGGUGCUCGUUUUGUCGCCCAUGGGCUACGCACUUCCCGUCCUCGUCGGCGGCGUCCUCUCGGCCGUCGCGUUCUUGGUAUCGCUCUUUCUCUGGGACAUCCAGUCGUACACGAUGUAA
Messenger RNA from Saprolegnia parasitica CBS 223.65, 1494 nucleotides. RefSeq lists its product as hypothetical. Gene Ontology annotation, molecular function: sucrose:proton symporter activity. The transcript has a single exon. Bases 1 to 1494 code for a protein of 497 amino acids. Lineage: Eukaryota; Oomycota; Saprolegniomycetes; Saprolegniales; Saprolegniaceae. Gene Ontology annotation, cellular component: membrane. The record is from RefSeq and is a predicted model, not a curated record.